Messenger RNA from Daktulosphaira vitifoliae (grape phylloxera), 1706 nucleotides. RefSeq lists its product as uncharacterized. NCBI's taxonomy places the organism in Eukaryota, Metazoa, Arthropoda, Insecta, Hemiptera, Phylloxeridae. The coding region runs from base 274 to 1416 and encodes 380 amino acids. The record is from RefSeq and is a predicted model, not a curated record. The transcript is spliced from 5 exons.
UCACGUGGCGGCGCGCCUUCAGUUUCGUUCACACUGCCACCGAGAUCACAGCAUUCACUGCCACAGUCGAUUUACUGAAUGUCAAGUGCACGCGCUCCUCUGAAUCGAUAAAAACUGUGCACUGCCAACGUCUUAAUUGUUUCUUAUUCAUUGGUCUUCAACUCAAUAGCCAAUAAUAAUAUUUUAGUUGUCCUUACUUAACUUUUAGGGCUCGAGUUAAUUAUCUUGUGCGGUUUUAUUGAUAUUUAAUGUGAUAUUAGUGACGCUCUAAUCAUGGUACAAAAACGUACCAAAGUCUUACAAGUGGGCUUUUUAUGUUUGUAUACUAUCCAACUGUUGUUCACACAAAAUACAGCAGACGAAAUCAGCUCUAAGACUGGCGCUGAAUUCCUUCAUAAUAUCAUUAGCAAUUUGCAUAGAUCACCUCAUCAUAAGCACAAGUUGACCAGGCCAACUAUAGUGACAGCUAAGGAUAGGAUAGACGUUGAAGAGUACAUACCUGGAGAUUUUCAACAGUCUAAUCCACGAGUUGAAGAUUUAAACAUAUUAUCAAAGAUACCUCAAAAUAUUAACAGUUAUUUACCAAAAGAUACAAAUCCCAUCGUAAGUGAAUCACAAGUGCUACCAUAUAAUACUUUGCAAACCUUUCCUCAGCAACAAUUACUUCAAAAUGAUGAGGCUAGUUUACAAAAUGGAUUAAGUUUUCAGCAAGGUGCUGUGCCAUUACAAAUAAACCAAUUCCCACAAGCCAAUAACGAAUUCACCAGCAAUUUAGUUCAAUCGCUAACUGCUGGAAAUGGUGCUCAACAAGAAGGUACUGUACCAGGAUACUAUUAUUAUUUUGUUCCAUUGAACAAGGAUAAUCCCAAUGCGUUGUUGAACCAGGGUGACCAGUUUCAGGCGAACCAAAAUUUUAACUCCAACCCGAAUGAUUUACAACAGUUAUUCCAAGAUACCCAACAGUCUCAAGUUUCUAAACCCUUUGUGGACCCUUUGUUUAAAGCUAUGGCUGGAUUUGUGGGUGUAGCUGUAGUGUUUCUUAGUGCUAUGAUAUUUAUACCACAUUUUGGACCAUUGCUUCAUAAAAAAUCAGUAUUGAAAAGAGCACCAGAAGAAAUUGCUACAAUUACCAAACUGGUAGCUGAAUCGAUCGAUGGCAAAGAUUGCAGCGAACGAAUUGCCUGCGAGGUUGGCCGAGCAAUGCGGUCAUUGCAAGUUGGGCCUAAACCAAUCAAAUUAAUGGAAAUAAUGUUACCGCCUGGAAUUGCAAAACAACUAGCUCAAAUAAGACGAUCUUCAUUGAAAAAAGAAGAAUGUCAUUUCAUCACAUGUAAAAAGACUGAUAAUAUUAUUAAACUAGUGGCAAAAUUAAAAAAUACUAAUUACAGUAGUAAUAAAUUAUUAAAGUUGUCAUAAUAAUUACUGAUUAUAAAAAUAACUAUUUUUUAGUAAUAACAUAAAUUUGUUAUAAGUAAUAUAUUUUUAUAAUACUUAAAGUAUACAUUAGUAGGACUAAUCAUUAAAUUUAAAAGGGAUAGUUUUUGCUGGAGUUACAUUGGUUCAACAAUUUGAAAUGUUGCACCCAUGUGAACUAGCUAAAACACUUUUUAAUAGAAAUGUUUCUAUUUUUAAGUAUUAUUACUGAAUGUAUACAUUGGUUGAAUUGCAUAAAGUCAAUAAUUAUAAUUAUUUAGAAUUUAUUUUAA